Messenger RNA from Perca fluviatilis (European perch), 2240 nucleotides. RefSeq names its product tubby protein. Bases 196 to 1866 code for a protein of 556 amino acids. Gene Ontology annotation, biological process: protein localization to cilium. The transcript has 12 exons. Gene Ontology annotation, cellular component: cilium. The record is from RefSeq and is a predicted model, not a curated record. NCBI's taxonomy places the organism in Eukaryota, Metazoa, Chordata, Actinopteri, Perciformes, Percidae.
ACUUUGCCUUCUGCUACAGGCAGGUGGACAGACUGUCAGAUGGAGCAGGGUGCCACAAUCAGACACACGCGUCCAUAUUUAAUUGCUCUUUUAUUUUGGAACCAUUUCUCUCAUUGAACUUUGAUGUUGGAUUUCAUCUGUUGUUUUCCUUAAUUAUCUACUGAUUGUAAUUAGCAGUGAGACUUUUAGUCAGACAUGGAGGACCCAGACAUACGACAACAGAAGCUGGACAACCAGCGAACCCUUUUGAUGAAAAAGCAGCAAAAGAAAAGGGCUGAUUCCCAAAUGGUGGUAGCCAAUCGAGAUGCUCGCCAAAAGAACCGAAAGCACAAAGCUGCCCGCUCUGAUGAAACACCUCUGUUGAUCAGCCAAUCCCUGAGCAACACUUCCUUGAGUGAUCAAGUUGAACAUGCCCAUGAUAACCCAUUGGAUGAGAUCACAUUAGGUGAAUGUGACAUGACAGCAAGAAUGAUGUUAGAUGAGAUGUCUUUAGAGAAUCCUGUUACUCCCAAGAAAAUGAACUUGGAGAUUGACAAAGAGUCUGAGGUGAAGUGUGAAGUGGAGAAUAAUGUUCAGAUGGAAGGAAAAAAGACAAAGAAGAAUGAAGUGAAAAAAGAAAAAGCCAAAGAUAUGGAACAGAACAAUGAAAAGGAGAAAGAGAAGGAGAAAAAGGAGAAAAAAACUAAAAAAGACAAAGUGAAAGAAUCUGAAGACCCACAGAAGACAAACAAGACAACCAAACAAGAGCGUAAAAAGAAACACUUGCAGGAGGCUUCAACUCAAGAGACAGAGUUAGCGGUGGAGAUGGAAAGUCCAAAGAAGAAUAAAUGUGAUGAAAGUGACAAUGAAGAGGAAGAUAUGUCCCAGAGGCCUGUCCCUCAGACGCCUAUGAAGAAAAAACUCAACACAACCAGGUGCCAAAUAAGUGACAAGAACAAAGAGGGAGAAAUCCAGGAAAAGGAGAAAAAGGAAAAAAAGACAAAGAAAGCAGAGAAAACUCCACCGAGUCUCGCUUCCCUUAACUCCAACUACAGGGAGGAUUCAUCCUCAGGCAGUGAAUCAAAUGAAAGAGCAACAUCUCCAAUUUCAGUGGAGGAUCUUGAAAAGUUUGCUUUGCGUCCAGCCCCCAGAGAUGUGACGAUCCAGUGUAGGGUCACCAGGGACAGGAGAGGCAUGGAGAAGGGCAUGUACCCAACUUACUACCUCCACAUGGAGAAGGAGGAUGGCAAAAGGGUGUUUCUAAUGGCAGGCAGAAAAAGGAAAAAGUGCAAAACAUCCAACUAUCUCAUCUCCACUGACCCGACAAAUCUGUCCAGAGAUACAAACUGCUACAUAGGAAAACUAAGGUCCAAUGUUCUGGGUACAAAGUUCACAGUCUACGAUGGAGGUGAAAACCCAGAGAAGAAGCCCUUUGUCAAAGAGUGUGAAUCAGUGCGGCAAGAGCUGGCAGCAAUUUGCUACGAGACAAAUGUUUUAGGAUUUAGGGGUCCCAGGAAAAUGACUGUGAUCAUCCCUGGCAUGUUGGAGACCGAUGAAAGAGUGCCCGUUCAUCCAAAAAAUGAACUUGAGACUCUACUGGUCCGCCAUGUGAAUAGCAACACAGAAAACCUGGUCACACUGGUGAAUAAAUCCCCGAGCUGGAACGAGCAGACUCAGUCAUAUGUGCUUAACUUCCACGGCCGGGUCACCCAGGCCUCGGUCAAGAACUUCCAGAUCAUCCACCCGGACAACGAUGAUUACAUUGUGAUGCAGUUUGGCCGUGUAGCGGAGGAUGUCUUCUCCAUGGAUUACAGUUUCCCCGUGUGUGCCCUGCAGGCCUUUGCCAUCACCCUGUCGUCCUUUGAUGGUAAACUGGCAUGUGAGUGACUCAUGCUGGUGUGCCUCAUGUACUCAACUGGAUCCCUGAUAUAGAUAGAAACUUACAGUUUAAGUUAAAACUAUACUGAUAAUUUUGCACAGUCAUUUUUCAUGUUUUGUAUCCUGGUGCAUUGUAACACUUUGUAUACACUAAAUAUGGAAUAACAUGCCACAGACUUUUAGACUUUAGAGGAGACUUGUUUUAUAGGUCCAGUAUUAUUUUACAGCAGAUUUUAUAUUGAAGUGGAAUAAGUCAAUUAUGUUCAUUUAACAAUCUUUCUUUAUACAUUUGCCAGCUGUGUAAAGGACUCGUGCAAUUAAAAUAUUGAGGACAACUGUGUAAAGAAUACUAAGGAAAUAUUAAAUGAUAAUGAUACAAGGUU